Molecule: messenger RNA, 1656 nt
Organism: Coturnix japonica (Japanese quail)
Lineage: Eukaryota; Metazoa; Chordata; Aves; Galliformes; Phasianidae
Source: RefSeq, a predicted model, not a curated record
UCCCCCCCCCUUUCUGCUGCCCCUCCCCACUAGGAAAGCCGUAAUUAUUGGGGGGGGGUCUUCGACUCGGGACCCCCCCCAUAAACGCUUCCGUAUCAGGGAUGACCACCCUGAGCCCCAUAGGGAGGACAAAGGGGUACGGAUAUGGGGUGUACGGUAACCGAUAUGUGGGGCCUGAAGGACGGGCUGGGUUGGGGGUCGACCUCAAUGGGGUGGGGGGGGGUUUAGGACCCCCUCGCCCCCCACCUUGGUCAUCCGGACCCCCAGGCCGGGCAAGGAGAGCCAAUGGGUGCUCCUGGGGGGGGUAUGGGGGUCCUAUGGGGGCUACGGUGUCACUUAUGGGGUCACGCGGAGUCGUGGUGUUGGCCCACACUGGGGUGGCUACUGGGGUGGUUGUUGUGUCACCCGGAGCCGUCAAUGGGGCAGCUAUGGGGCAGGGGGGGACAGCGGGAAUGGGGGCAGGGGGGGUGCCAGGUCCUGGUUGGACAGUGUGAAUGGGGUUAAUGGUGGUGCCAGGUCCUGGUUGUACACCGUCACCAUGAAUGGGGUUCAUGGUGUUGCCAGGUCCUGGUUGGACAUUGUGACAUGGGGUGACGGUGUUGCCAGGUCCUGGUUGGACACCGUCACCAUGAAUGGGGUUAAUGGUGUUGCCAGGUCCUGGUUGUACACCGUGACUGGGGGUGGUGGUGUCACCGUGACCCGGCAUGGCUUUGUCACCGGUACCGGGUGUUGUUUUGUCACCAGGACCCGGUGUGAUGGUGUCAAUGGGACCCAAUGGCACUUUGUCACCGUGACCUGGUGUCAUUUUGUCACCGUGACCUGGUGUGAUGGUGUCACUGUGAUCAGGUCUGAUGGUGUCAAUGUGACCCGGUGUUGGUCUGUCACCGUGACCAGGUAUGACGGUGUCACCAUGACCCAGUGUUGGUUUGUCACCAUCACCUAAUGCCACUUCGUCACCAUGACCUGUUAUCACUUUGUCCCCAUACCCCGGUGUGACGGUGUCACCAUGACCCGCUGUUGUUCUGUCCCCAUACCCCGGUGUGACGGUGUCACCAUGACCUGUUAUCACUUUGUCACCAUGACCCGAUGUGAUGGUGUCACCAUGACCUGGUAUCACUUUGUCACCAGGACCUGGUAUCACUUUGUCACCAGGACCUGGUGUUGUUCUGUCACCGUGACCCAAUGCCCCUUUGUCACCGUGACCCGAUGUGAUGGUGUCACCAUGACCAGGUCUGAUGGUGUCACCAUGACCUGGUGUCACUUUGUCACCAGGACCCGGUGUCAUUUUGUCACCGUGACCCAAUGCCGCCCUGUCACCAUGACCUGGUAUCACUUUGUCACCAGGACCCGGUGUGACGGUGUCACCAUGACCUGGUAUCACUUUGUCACCAGGACCCGGUGUUGCUCUGUCACCAUGACCAGGUCUGACGGUGUCACCACAACCCAAUUGCACUUUGUCACCAUGACCCGGUGUGACGGUGUCACCAGGACCCAGUGUCACUCUGUCACCACAACCCAAUUGCACUUUGUCACCGUGACCGAGUGUGACGGUGUCACCAUGACCUGGUGUGACGGUGUCACCAUGACCUGGCAUCACUUUGUCACCACGACCCGGUGUUAGUCUGUCACCACAACCAGCUGUGACGGUGUCACCAC